This is a messenger RNA of Suillus clintonianus, 1432 nucleotides long. RefSeq lists its product as uncharacterized. Lineage: Eukaryota; Fungi; Basidiomycota; Agaricomycetes; Boletales; Suillaceae. Bases 438 to 1397 code for a protein of 319 amino acids. The transcript has 7 exons. The record is from RefSeq and is a predicted model, not a curated record.
GCACGCGGAUAUCAUUUUGAUUAGCAGCUGACAACCAAAGUUAUCGAGUUUUCAAUUUACAACCACAAUUCCACAACGCUACUAUCGAAUCCAGAUAGUCAAUCUUAACACGCACCCACGACAGCUCCUUCGCUAUGUAUCAGCAGCGGUUCGACUGAGUCAGUGCUCUGGAGUCCGUCGUCUAAUUGACGACAUCGUUGUCUAGCUAUCAGAUGGUUACGACCAUGUUGGGAGUGGCUGGACGGCAGCAGGUAUAGAUCCUUUGCUUAGAUGCCAUCACGGAUCUAUCCUGUGGACCUGACAUAGCUUCUCACUACAGUCAUAUCUUCCUCUUGUGCACAGGCUGACCGCCUACGCUUGACCAUCCCAUAAAUAUCAUUGGUUUAUCUCUCUGGUUCUCAAUCUGAUUCAGCUGGUCCAGUGAAUUGACCAUCAUCAUGGGCAUUCCUUUGGACAAAGCUGCGUUCUUAGCUUUGUUUCUCCAGACCUCGUUCUAUGGAGUGUUCCUCACUUUGUACUGGUUAACGCUAUUCGUCCUACUCAAGAAAACUGGCAUACAACGGCAACUCCUUGUCCCAGUAGCAACCCUGCUACUCUUCAUUGCAACGGCCCAUCUAAUCAUCGAUUUUGUUCGAGCGUUAGAGGCGUUCGUAUUCAAGGUGGAUACGGUUGGUGCAGAUGCCUACUAUUCCAACCUUGCUUCGCCAUUGGCUCUCACAUCAUUGGCACUUUACAUUACGCAAACCACUAUCGCUGAUGGUGUAGUUGUUUGGCGAUGUUAUAUCCUUUAUGACAGAACCCUCUUUAUUGCCAUCCCUGCUUGUCUUGUGCUGUUAACCUAUGGGAUAUCUGGGUACUACGUUGUCUGGUCCUUAUCUCGGACCCAUCCAUUACGCAACACCUUUGCUUCUAUCACUACAUUCUAUGCAUUGACCAUGCUUAUCAGCGUCGCCUGUACAAUUUUGAUUUCCUGGCGCAUCUAUCGGACCCGCCGUUUUAUCCCAGAUGGCCUUGCCGCUUUUCUACCUGUGUUUAUUGUCGUCGUCGAGAGCGGCGCUUUGUAUUCCACGAGUGUCCUUGCACUCCUUAUUGCAACAUCGGCCGGAUCCAAUGCACAAUACAUCAUGCUCUCCAUUAUCCCUCCUAUUGUGGGGAUCACAUUCUGCCUCAUCAUUCUGCAAGUACACUUCCACAUAGGUGGCAACCCCCCGUCUGAACAGCCCACUAAACCAAGGAGCACCAUCAUUAGCCUUCUUCGAGAGCGAGGUGUGCGGGACGCAGACUUCAGCAUGGAGCCGAUAUCUGUGCGCACUACAGAGGAGACAGAGAUCGUUCAGUUAGAUUUGAUGUGGGGAAAGAACAGCCAACCGGACUCCGGGGGUGUCUUUCAAGUAUAGAUUGGCCCGUAUUUCGCUUUCUCGUAACUGGAUUU